UCGGUUAUUCUAGCAAAUAUCCUAUAACCAGAUUUGUUCCAAAGUUUCCAUAAAAUUCGAUGAUUUUCGAGAGUUAAAAGUUUUCCAGCCAACUAGCUCUGGGCAACUGCGGAGAUGUUGCGGAAGUGUUGUGGCGAUAUUGUGAUGAUGUUGUGGAGAUGUUGUGGAGAUGAUGUGGUGACGAUGUUGUGGAGAUGUUGUGGUGAUGUUGUGGUGAUGUUGUGGAGAUGUUGUGGUGAUAUUGUGGAGAUGUUGCGGAAAUACACUGUUUCCGGGUGUGGUGUUGUGUAGUCCACUAGCACUAACACAAAGCGAUGCCCUCGUGGAAUCUGAUCUAAUGGCCCGAGGUCCAUACCAGUUCUUUGGAAGGGAUCAUGAUUAAUGGUCAUUGGUGCUUUUGGGGAUUUCAUGAGGUUUUGUUACACAGUUUGUUGAUUAGAGGCUGCUGAGCAGUCGUAGCUUUUUUGUAUAAAAAGAAAUGUGCAUAAAAUCCAACAAAAUCACUGUGAAAUGUCUGAAUUCUUAGGAAUUUCUUUAUUCAUAUUUAUAAUAUUCCAGAGUGAAAACUUUGUGUGAGGUUUGAAGAAGAAUUAGUAAAAAAAAAAAAUGCUAAUAAACAGCCUAAAUGUAAGAAUUGUAGGUCCAUUAAAAUAUUAUUGAAAAUGAUGUCCUAAGGAUGAGAGGAUGAGAAUAAGUGUUAAUUGACCCUGUAGCAGCAGAGAGAGUUUAUGAACAACCUGAAGAGCUCCAAGUCUCAUCAACAGCUUCACACUCAUCACACUCUCUCUUUAUUAAUGUGUCUGUUAGACUGAAUGGAGCUCAGGAUUUAAACCUGAUGGCACUCAACCUGUAACUCCUGGAUCACAGCACUUCAAUAGGAUCAAUAAUACACUUACAAUGAAUACACUAAUGCUGUGUGUUUACCCAAGGAAGUGUAACACUAUAUACACACACCGAUCACUUUAUUAGGAACACCUGCACAGUCCUGCAGUUAAUCAGCUGAUCAUGUAGCAGCAGAGCAAUGCAUAAAAUCAUGCAGAUACAGGUCAAGAGCUUCAGUUCACAUCAGGAAGGAAGGAAGAAAAAAAAGAAACAGUAUGUGCCUUGCUGGCACAGAACACUUAUAAGGAGAGACUGAGAAUUAAACAGAAGGCCAAACCAACAGAUGAAACUAAUAAAACACACAGAGAGAGAGAGAGAGUUUUUUUUCCUAAUCUUCAGCAGUCCAGUUUGGGUGAGGUUGUGCUCAUGAUAGCCUCAGAUUGCUGUUCCUGGCUGACAGGAGAGGAACCCAGUGUGGUCUUCUGCUUUUGUAGCUCAUCCAUGUCAAAGAUUGAUGUGUUGUGCGUCCUGAGAUGCUUUUCUGCUCAUCACGGUUGUAAAGAGUGAUUAUUUGAGUCACUAUAGACUUCCUGUCAGCUCAGACCAGUCUGGUCAUUCUCCUCUGAUCUCUCUCCUCACCAAGGUGUUUCAGCCUGCAGACCCUCCACACACAGGAUGUUUUUUGUUUUUUUAUUGCCACUCACUGGAUGUUUUUUCCUUAAUUGCACCGUUCUGUGUAAAUUCUCGAGAUUGUUUUGUGAAAAUUCCAGGACAUCAGCAGUUAUAGAAAUACUCAAACUAGUCCAUCUGUCACCAACCAUCAUGCCACGAUCAAAAUCACUGAGAUCACACUUUUUCCCCCGUUCUGAUGGUUGAUGUGAACGUUACCUGAAGCUGAUGGCCCGUACCUGCAUGAUUUUCUGCACUUAGAUACACUUUAAUAACAGACACCUGGGAAAAACACUGGCCACCACUGACUGACUAACUCCAGCUCAGGAAACAUUUUAGUGUUAAUGUUAGGGAACAUCAUCAAAGUGCAGCAAAAAAGAAAACUGACCAGCUGAUUUCAGUUCAUUUAAAUGUUAUUUGUACAGCGUUUUUAACAAUAGACAUUGUCACAAAACAUCUUUACAGAAAUCUGAUUGUAGAUUUAGAUCCUACCCAGAUAGCAAAGGGACGUUAUUUAACAUUGAAUCACCGUCAGUCAGAUAACAUAGACGUGUUAAAUCAGUGUUGAUUUCUGAUGAUCUGAUUCACCGUCACAGUGCACACACUGCUCACUGUUGAAUCAACUGGAUUUCAUCCAUUAUCAAAACACUGAAUUAUAAUCUAAUAAAUCUGCUAAACUGAACCACUAAACUGAAUUCUGAAAUUCUGAGUAUGAUUGCUAUAGGAAAGACUCGUUGGAGAAGAUGAUACUGAUUAACAUGCUGCAGCUGUAACGCCAAUGUAGAUAUUUUUCUUCCAAUAAUAUUUUUUGAAAUUUCCACACACUCCUCCAGACAGUAUCAGGGCAUCAUGACCUCCUUUGUUUCCAUUUGCAUCGUAUUAUGGACCAUGUGUGUCAGCCUCCUCUCUGCAGAAGCUGAGAUCACUGUAUCUGGCCAAGUGGGGUCUACAGCUGUCCUGCCGUGUGAACUGCAGAGUGUAGGCACUGAAACACCGCAUAUUUGGUGGAUCACUGAAUCUGAGACUGUGUUUGAGCGAUCGGGUGAGGAGAGCUAUCAGGCUGAGGGAUAUGAGGACCGUGUGGACGUCCCUGAGGAAGAGCUGCGUAAGGGAAACUGUUCCUUGGUGUUGCGCAAUCUGUCACUUACUGAUGCAGGUGUCUACACGAGCUACCAGAUAGUGAGACGCUCCAAGAGAUCUGCCUCUGUCAAGACAAAAGCAGAAGAGAUUAGCCGUGUUAAACUCUCAGUCCAGGAAAAACCUCCUGAAAAGAGAACUGAAAUUACCACAGAUGAUGCAGGAAUGAAGUGUCCUCACCCACCGAUCAUGGUCUUGUCCCUCAUAUCAUGUUUACUCCUCCAGUUCUUCUUUGCGUAAACCUGAGUGUGAAUUAGUGGUGCACAGGACUGUGUCUUUAUGCCUCCAGCACCACGUGGUGGAAGUGUUAUGUUUUUGGGUUGCGUUGUUGCACCUGUCAGUCUGUGUGUUACCUGUCAGAAGGUCAGAGCCAAAGCAUAUAGGGAGGGUCAGACAAAGAUCAGUCCUAAUGACCCCCAUAAAGGGUACAGGAAAGAGAGAAAAAGACCCUGUCCACUUUAGGGUUACGGGAACCCAGCCCUGGAUCCAGGCCACAGGCAAGCGUCUGGUGACUGACGGAUGACGCUCAUCCUGAAAUGCUGAUGUGGAGCCAUUAUGUGGGCUUCAAAAUGAAGGGUGGUGGUCAGUCAGAAAACUUAAAGUUAGU
Molecule: messenger RNA, 3235 nt
Organism: Pangasianodon hypophthalmus (striped catfish)
Lineage: Eukaryota; Metazoa; Chordata; Actinopteri; Siluriformes; Pangasiidae
Product: CD276 antigen homolog
Exons: 5
Coding region: 2341-2868 (175 amino acids)
Biological process (GO): cellular response to lipopolysaccharide; immune response; positive regulation of T cell proliferation
Cellular component (GO): external side of plasma membrane
Source: RefSeq, a predicted model, not a curated record